AUGUUUCAUAAGCCCUGGUAUACAGAGAGCCUUGCUGGGGACUUCUGCGCACCAGCGAUAACGAAGGAGGCCUAUGCAUGUAAAGAAAAAUGGUUCCGCGUCCCAUGCAACAUCAAUGUACAAUCGGGGCUUAUUAGUUUGCGACGCACACGCUGGCACGACGUUCCUAUUGUGAGUGAACUGCGUAUCCUGCCUGAAAAUGAGGCACCACCGCUCAGUGCCGACUGGCAUAAGGUGUCGCGGACGAUCAGCUCCUCUGGCGAGAAACUAACGCUCGCGCAGAUGAUAAUGACAGGGCGGCAGACAGAUCUUAUCACAGUCCUGGACGUACUCCUUGGGGAUGAUCAGCUGUGGUGUGGAUUCGAGAAGCUGGGCACGCCAGUGCUGGAGGGCGGUGAUCAUUCAGCGCGAGAGCGUCUGGCUCACAUACCGUCGACGCGUGAAACCGGACCUGCAUUGCUCGGUGUCGGCAGGGACACACCGCUCGCGCCAUGCAGCAACUCGGACGAUCUGGUAAACAUGCUUCUCGGACGCAUGCUCGACGCGGAGCGGCAAGGUCUCGUCGUCUUCACUGGUGAUCAGCUGAACGGGCAGUGCACCUCGUGGAAUGCGCGUUUCGUGCUCGCGGAGUUUGCAAAGGUUGUGACACAGCGCGGGAUCCCGUGGGCGGCCGUGUUCGGCAACCAUGACGAUGAGGACGGGGACUCGAGAGACGACCAGAUCAAGCAUAUGCAAGGGAUGCCAUACAGCCUUGUCGAGGCGGUUCCGAAGACGUCGGCAACUUCGUAUUCAAGGUCGAGUGCCGAUGUAUAUAUGACAUAUUUGUUGACACUGUAUUUCUUGAACUGGCUCGUACUCGAGAGGGUUCUUCAACUGGUUCAGAUUUUUGUGCCUACGGAGUACAAAUGGAUCCAUCGGGUAAGCUUUACAUCGCAGGCCCAAGGGGUCGUUUAUAUCAGCCCAUAUGCCCAACCCUCUUGGGACCAAAUUGAUUGGUUCUUGCAAGAGUCAUGUGAGGUGCUCUUACUGGAAGAUUUUUUCGAAUAUACUGACAUUGCAUACUCUAUCGACCCUAUUGAGCGUACCUUCACUCCGGACGGCGGGAAGGACCUCGGCAAUAUCUGGGAACGACAGGCAGUUGACCAGGUGACGCUGGAGACGAGACGUCUCGCGAAGCCCAACGCGCUCGUGAUCUACCACAUUCCUACGUACGCGGCAGCAGGCACGGACUCAGAUACAGGGAAGCCGCUUGACGUUGGGCAGCACGAUCUCGAGGGUCAGGGCUCGCGGGAAAAGCAAGCGGGGUUCUGCCACAAAGGGCUGCUGCAGGCCCCCGAGAGCGAUCAUGUCGCGGCCGGUAACGCGCGCGAGGCGAAGGUCGUCACCAUCACCGAGAACUGCAGACGUGUGAAGGGCAUGUGGAUGUGUUUCGGCGGGGGAGGGCAAGUGCCCAGUUUGAAUCUUGCUGAGAAUUUUCAGUGUCCUCAUCUGUCCUUUUGCCGAUCAUACUCGGGCUACGGCCGCAUGGGCUUUAAUUGCCGCUUCCGCUUAUUCAACGUCUCGGACUACGGCGAGACGAUCCGGACAUACAAGCACACGGAGAACGACGAGAUCGUGGACGAGAUGGUACUCGCCGGGCGCGGAGCGCCGCCGCCGUUCGGGGGCUUUUUGUAA
This is a messenger RNA of Laetiporus sulphureus 93-53, 1674 nucleotides long. RefSeq lists its product as uncharacterized. Lineage: Eukaryota; Fungi; Basidiomycota; Agaricomycetes; Polyporales; Laetiporaceae. The transcript is spliced from 7 exons. The coding region runs from base 1 to 1674 and encodes 557 amino acids. Gene Ontology annotation, cellular component: cytoplasm. The record is from RefSeq and is a predicted model, not a curated record. Gene Ontology annotation, molecular function: phosphoprotein phosphatase activity.